CACUGCAGCAGGAGCCCCAGCCUGGGUCUAACUUCUGCUCACUCACCAGACAGAGACAGAGAGACAGACAGAGAUGAAGCCAGUCAGUUUACUGUGUGUGAUGAUGCUCCUCAGCUCUGCACUGAGUUUCCCGUACGAGAGGAAAUCUGACAGGAAGGAGAAGCGGGUCCAGUACGCCGCCUGGGACGAUGUGAACGUUCUGGCCCACGGGCUCCUGCAGCUCGGACAGGGACUGAAGGAACAUGUGGACAAAACAAAAGGACAGAUGAGAGACGUCUCUAUCAAGCUGAAGGUCUUCAACAGCUCGGUGUCGGAACUGUCCCGGCUGGGUCAGCGCCUGCAGGAGGACGGCGAGUUCCUGAAGGCCAGAGUUCGGAGUCUGGAGGAGCGCGAUGGUCAGAUCCUCAACGUCUCGUCUGACCUGCGGGAAAAAGCUCAGGAGUUGCUGAGGGACCGGCAGCAGGUCCAGGAGAAGAUGAGCAGACUGGAGGAGAAGGUGGAUGGGAUGAUGCAGGGAGAAGGUCUGGACAGUUCCAGCGAGAACUUCAGCGACGCUCGAAUCGUCCAGUUGAUGCUCGAAGCUCAAAAUCAACGAAUUGAUGAACUUGUCGAACGAAUCAAACAACAGCAAGAAAAACUGGACAAGCAAAAUACCCGCAUUCGGACCCUCCAGAACCAGAUUCAAAUGAGAAAUGAUAGAUCUUUCCUCAAACACCGACCAGAAGAGAGCGAUGAGCAGCAGGACUCACCCGCAGAAACGGCUUCAAACUGCCACGAUCUGUUUCUGAGAGGAGAAACGUCGAGCGGCGUGUUUACCGUCCAGCCGCCUGACUCUCAGCCCCUCCAGCUUUACUGUGAGAUAACUUCAGAGGGCGGGUGGACGGUGAUUCAGAGACGGCAGGACGGGUCGGUGGAUUUCGACCGGCUCUGGGAUGCGUAUCAAACCGGCUUCGGGAGCUUCAGUGGCGAGUUCUGGCUCGGGCUGGAGAAAAUGUAUCGAGUGACCAAAGAUUUCGACUACAUCCUCAAGAUCCAAAUGUCAGACUGGAGAGACGAGCAGCAGACGGUUACGUUUCGUUUCCGGAUGAACGGAGAGGAAAGCGGUUAUUCGCUGCGCCUGCUGUCGCCCCCUGCUGGACCUCUGGAGAGCUCCCUGUCCUCCCCGUCCUCCGGCCUGGCCUUCUCCACCCGAGACAAAGACAACGACCAGAAGAACGACCUCAACUGUGCCAAACAUCUCUCUGGCGGAUGGUGGUUCAGUAAUUGUGGAAAAUCCAACCUGAACGGCAGGUACUUCAUCUCCGCUCCCCCGAAACAGCGGCACCAGAGAAAACAGGGGAUCUUCUGGAAAACCUGGCGCGGCCGCUACUACCCCCUAAAAUCCACCGUCAUGAUGAUCGCUCCCGCCACCACCCAGAACACUUCAUAGAAUUUCAGUGCUUUUGAGACUUUUACGUUAACGAGACGCUUCACCACCUGUUCGCUCUCAGUGCCUGAAGGUCUGUAACAGCGACGCUCCUCCAGGUCUCUGAAGGGUUAGUUGAAACGCUGGGUUGUUGGAACAGGUCUGAGGAACGUGACUAUCACUGAGAAUCCAGCCUGAAUUCCAGAACCAAAUCCAAACUGGCAUCCAGCAGGUCUGAACACGUCUACCAGAGCAGGUCGGCACCGGAUCUGCGGCGUGUCGGGACGGAUCCGCAGGACGGAGAUUUCUUAAAAACAUGUCCAACAUCAGAUCAAACCCCUCCACAGCCUCGCAGCUCCGCCCCCGACAGUGAGAACAAGACUGAUUACAGAAACCGAGCCAGUAUAAUUCACUUUAAACUGCAUUAUUUAAAAAGGCAUUAUUCAGAUUAAACACUAGCAGUAUUCGAUUAUAUAAUAUAAACCUGUUUCAGUCUCGGCUGUAGAAAUGUGUAGAAAUGUAAGCAGAUCUUCACUGGAUCUUCAGGGUUCUGAAAUUUUUUAUUAAAUUCCUGUGGAGAAAAAUUCUCGGUCACAUUGACCGGCUUUUAUUGGUUACAGAUGUUUCCAUUUCCUGUGAAGAACUUAAAUAGUGCUCGCUGUUGUUGUUGUUCAGAAUGUUCUUAUUUACAUUUCCACUGUGCUCUGACGUUUUUAGAUGUCUUCGUACUUUCUGUUUUUGUAAAUGUUUAUAAUUUAUCUUUUAAAUUUUAAAUCAUUUUAUCAUUUUUAUAAGAGAGAAACAUUGGUCUAAAAUUUGACCAAUAAAGAAUAUUUUUUACA
Molecule: messenger RNA, 2247 nt
Organism: Astyanax mexicanus (Mexican tetra)
Lineage: Eukaryota; Metazoa; Chordata; Actinopteri; Characiformes; Acestrorhamphidae
Gene: angptl4
Product: angiopoietin-like 4
Exons: 7
Coding region: 74-1429 (451 amino acids)
Biological process (GO): triglyceride homeostasis
Molecular function (GO): enzyme inhibitor activity
Source: RefSeq, a predicted model, not a curated record